Molecule: messenger RNA, 4482 nt
Organism: Oncorhynchus gorbuscha (pink salmon)
Lineage: Eukaryota; Metazoa; Chordata; Actinopteri; Salmoniformes; Salmonidae
Product: excitatory amino acid transporter 3-like
Exons: 12
Coding region: 290-1858 (522 amino acids)
Biological process (GO): L-glutamate transmembrane transport
Cellular component (GO): plasma membrane
Molecular function (GO): L-glutamate transmembrane transporter activity; glutamate:sodium symporter activity; L-cysteine transmembrane transporter activity
Source: RefSeq, a predicted model, not a curated record
AAAAACCUGCUGAUCGAUCUCAUUCUCUGUCACAUACUUUCUGCCUCACACACACAGAGCGACACACGCAGGAGGCAUUUUUCUCCCUCUCCAUCAGAAACAACUGACGGCCACGCGAGAGAGCUGCAUCUUCUGUUUAGGUAGUUAUAGCUGGAGUGUAUACAGCUACUAGCCUCUACUGCCUGCUUACAUCUGUCAGCUGGCCGCCCAAUACGUGGAUCCUUUUGUGUCCGACUUCCAUUGUGCCAUCUAUUGUGGGGGCUAAAGGAAGCCGCCGCCAGUGGACAAGAUGAAAGAACACAGGGGCUGGGACCUCAAAGGCUUACUGAAGAGGAACUGGUUGCUGAUUGCGACCAUUGUGUCGGUGCUGUUAGGGAUAGGCCUUGGUGUGUUGGUUAGGGAGUAUGCCUCCCUUUCCCACCUCGAUAAGCAGUAUUUUGGAUUCCCGGGAGAUAUCCUGAUGCGGAUGCUCAAGCUGGUCAUCCUGCCCCUCAUCAUCUCCAGCAUGAUAACAGGAGUGGCCGCCCUGGAUUCGGAUGUUUCCGGAAAGAUAGGUUUGAGGGCUGUGGUUUAUUACUUAACCACCACCAUCAUUGCAGUCAUUUUGGGUAUUGCAUUGGUGAUAACCAUCAAACCUGGUGUCUCUCAGAAGGCAGAAGACAUCGACAGGACAGAGAUCACACAAAACGUCAACACUGUCGACACACUACUGGAUCUUGUCAGAAACAUGUUUCCUGAAAACAUAGUGCAGGCUUGUUUCCAACAGUACAAGACAACGCGCAAAGAGUUGGAACCCUCUAAAGUGAAGGAGAACACUACAACCACAAUGUUCCCUCCUCUCUCUACCACUGUCAUGGCAACCAUUUUCCCCCCAGAGAACAUCACCAAGGACUAUAUAAUAGUUGGGUCAUAUUCUGAUGGGCUCAACGUGCUGGGCCUCAUCGUGUUCUGUGUGGCGUUUGGCCUCGUCAUCGGCAAGAUGGGUGAAAGAGGACGCAUCCUGCUGGAGUUCUUUGAUGCUAUAAAUGAGGCCACCAUGAGGCUAGUUCAGAUUAUCAUGUGCUAUAUGCCAGUGGGGAUACUCUUCCUCAUUGCUGCCAAGAUCAUCGAGGUAGAAGACUGGGAGAUCUUCAGGAAGUUGGGCAUGUACAUGGUGACAGUUUUGAGUGGCCUAGCUAUCCAUUCUAUUGUUUUUCUGCCGCUGAUCUACUUUGUCAUUGUGAGGAAGAACCCGUAUACCUUUGCCUUGGGGAUGGCUCAGGCACUGGUCACUGCUCUCAUGAUCUCUUCCAGCUCUGCCACCCUGCCUGUCACCUUCCGCUGUGCCGAAGAGAACCUCCGGAUCGACAAGAGGAUCACCCGCUUCGUGUUGCCCGUGGGCGCCACCAUCAACAUGGACGGUACAGCUCUCUACGAGGCUGUCGCUGCCAUCUUCAUUGCCCAGCUCAACGACUAUGAUCUUGACGUGGGUCAGAUUGUCACUAUCAGUGUAACAGCAACAGUAGCCAGCAUCGGAGCCGCCGGUGUACCUAACGCUGGUUUUGUUACCAUGGUGAUUGUGCUGACUGCCGUUGGACUACCAGCAAAUGAUGUCACUUUAAUUAUUGCUGUGGAUUGGCUGCUAGACCGCUUCCGCACCAUGAUCAACGUGCUGGGAGAUGCUUACGGAGCCGGCAUCGUUCAGAAGCUGUCCAGGCGGGAGCUGGAGAGGAUGGACGGCACCUCGGACGUGACUAACCCCUUCGCCCUGGGGACCACGCUGGACAACGAGGAGUGUGAGAAGAAGUCCUACGUCAACGGCGGCUUCACCGUCGACAAAACCGACGCCAUCUCCUUCACCGAGACCUCCCAGUUUUAGUGGAGUGGGCAAAGAAGUGCCAAUGCUGCUAGAUGUUUAGCCUGGUUCUGUUUGUAGCCUGGUUCUAGAUCUGUGAUCAACAUUAAUUAAUCCUGUUGAUGCAGGAUUACUGCUGGAGGAUUAUUUUCCUGCUGCAGCACACUGGCUAAAAUUAAGAUCCUACAUCUGUAGCAAUAUCAGCCACCACCAUCUUGAUUCUCUUUCCAGCACUGUCCCUGAUGAUCAGUAUGUUUUUUAACCACAAGUGGAGAUCCUCAGCAGCCCUUAAAAUGAGCUGGGCUGUAUCUGAAAUGACACCCUAUUGCUUAACUAGUGCACAACUUUAGACCAGGGCCUAUGUAGAGAAUGAGGUGUCCUUUGGGAUGAACCCAUGCUCUCUUUUACCAAAAGAGCUUCCUUUGUUAUGUUGACAUAGUGCCGACAAUGUACACAUUCACUUUUGAAUGAAUCAAUACUUUUGCUAUUGUUUUUACAUAGAGGGAGCAAAGGAGACUACAAGAGCCAGAGCUUUUGAAAUGCAUACCUACAGCGCGUGUGGGUAACUGAAAUAAUAUAUCGCCGGACUGAGCUGUGUAUAUGUAUUGUGAAAAAGAGCAUGGAAGAAGAACCAUAUUCUUGAUGUUCAAUACACUGUAUAUUGCAAAGAUUCAAACAGACUUUGUUUGCUCUUCAGAAGCAAAUUAUUUGUGUGACUUUUUUCUUUUUGUCCAUUUUUGUUCUGGGGGGGUUAGAUACAAUAAAAUAAAUCCAUACAAAGACAACCCCAACCCAUUCCCCCCCUUAGUCUCCACCCACCUGCCCGCAUUCUCCCUUCCCACUCAGAAACCUUGCCUCCUACCCCAUCUAGCCCUCCUCCUGAAGAAAGCAUGCCUCCCACCCCAUCUAGCCCUCCUCCUGAAGAAAGCAUGCCUCCCACCCCAUCUAGCCCUCCUCCUGAAGAAAGCAUGCCUCCCAUCCCAUCUAGCCCUCCUCCUGAAGAAAGCAUGCCUCCCACCCCAUCUAGCCCUCCUCCUGAAUAAAGCAUGCCUCCCACCCCAUCUAGCCCUCCUCCUGAAGAAAGCAUGCCUCCCACCCCAUCUAGCCCUCCUCCUGAAGAAAGCAUGCCUCCCACCCCAUCUAGCCCUCCUCCUGAAGAAACCAUGCCUCCCACCCCAUCUAGCCCUCCUCCUAAAGAAAGCAUGCCUCCCACCCCAUCUAGCCCUCCUCCUGAAGAAAGCAUGCCUCCCACCCCAUCUAGCCCUCCUCCCGAAGAAAGCAUGCCUCCCAUCCCAUCUAGCCCUCCUCCUGAAGAAAGCAUACCUCCCACCCCAUCUAGCCCUCCUCCUGAAGAAAGCAUGCCUCCCACCCCAUCUAGCCCUCCUCCUGAAGAAAGCAUGCCUCCCACCCCAUCUAGCCCUCCUCCCGAAGAAAGCAUACCUCCCACCCCAUCUAGCCCUCCUCCCGAAGAAAGCAUACCUCCCACCCCAUCUAGCCCUCCUCCCGAAGAAAGCAUGCCUCCCACCCCAUCUAGCCCUCCUCCCGAAGAAAGCAUGCCUCCCAUCCCAUCUAGCCCUCCUCCCGAAGAAAGCAUGCCUCCCACCCCAUCUAGCCCUCCUCCCGAAGAAAGCAUGCCUCCCAUCCCAUCUAGCCCUCCUCCUGAAGAAAGCAUGCCUCCCACCCCAUCUAGCCCUCCUCCUGAAGAAACCAUGCCUCCCACCCCAUCUAGCCCUCCUCCUAAAGAAAGCAUGCCUCCCACCCCAUCUAGCCCUCCUCCUGAAGAAAGCAUGCCUCCCACCCCAUCUAGCCCUCCUCCCGAAGAAAGCAUGCCUCCCAUCCCAUCUAGCCCUCCUCCCGAAGAAAGCAUGCCUCCCAUCCCAUCUAGCCCUCCUCCCGAAGAAAGCAUGCCUCCCACCCCAUCUAGCCCUCCUCCUGAAGAAACCAUGCCUCCCAUCCCAUCUAGCCCUCCUCCUGAAGAAACCAUGCCUCCCACCCCAUCUAGCCCUCCUCCUAAAGAAAGCAUGCCUCCCACCCCAUCUAGCCCUCCUCCUGAAGAAAGCAUGCCUCCCACCCCAUCUAGCCCUCCUCCCGAAGAAAGCAUGCCUCCCACCCCAUCUAGCCCUCCUCCCGAAGAAAGCAUGCCUCCCAUCCCAUCUAGCCCUCCUCCCGAAAAAAGCAUACCUCCCAUCAGUCGCCCCCCAUCCCCCAACAACAUCCAGAGACCCCCGUACCACCCCUUCCCGUGGGCCUGAAAGCGGAAAAAAAGUUAAUAAAAUAAAUAUAUAGAAUUGGUUUGUAUAUGUGGCGCUUUAGCUGAGAUUGUUCUUUACAUAGUCAAGUAUAUUUGUUGGUGAAAGUUAAUGUUCUUAAUCUUUACAAUAUGUGCCAAACAUCUUAUUCAUUAACUUUAUAUCAUUCAUCCAUGUAAUUUUAUUGCAUGAAGCAAUAUUACAAAUACAGUGGGAAACUUGUGAUGAACAUAGACCUGCUGAACUUCUUUUUCAAGUGACCAAUAGCCUUUAAGAAAGUAGAGUUGAUGGGCACACUAACGAGGUUUGAGUUAUGAAUUUAAUUGAAUACUGUGAAAUAUUUUCUUAAUGAAUUACUAAAGAGGAUGGUCUUGACAAUAAAGGCUUUCUGAUAACAAA